Polyodon spathula (Mississippi paddlefish) is the source of this 1908-nucleotide messenger RNA. Its product is annotated as ganglioside GM2 activator-like. Bases 234 to 836 code for a protein of 200 amino acids. The transcript is spliced from 4 exons. The record is from RefSeq and is a predicted model, not a curated record. Gene Ontology annotation, biological process: ganglioside catabolic process; lipid transport. NCBI's taxonomy places the organism in Eukaryota, Metazoa, Chordata, Actinopteri, Acipenseriformes, Polyodontidae. Gene Ontology annotation, molecular function: lipid carrier activity; enzyme activator activity. Gene Ontology annotation, cellular component: cytoplasmic side of plasma membrane.
CCUGUAAAUCAAAAACCAGGAAGCAGAGUUGUUACACAGUUAAUAUGUGUUGUGUCCAGUGUUUGUUUCGCACGUCAGUUAUAGGAAUCUAAAGUUUGCUAUUUUGCCGUUAGAUCGGCGAGUUGUUUAUUACUGAACAAUCAACAAAACACAGUUUACUGCAGUAUAACAUCUGGACACGAAAGUACAUUAAUACAAGUUUGUUUUGCAAAAAAAAAAAAAAAAAAAAAAAAAUGAAGAACAAGAAUAUUUUGUUUGCAGUCACAUUGUGUGUUUUGAGUUUUUGUUCUCCGCGGGGAAAUUGCGAACUCAAUUUUCAGAAAGGGCCUCUGAAAUCUACAAAGGUUCUCGGUUUCUCGUGGGAUAACUGUGGAAGCGCUAAGGACCCAGCCGUGAUGAAGGCUCUCUCCUUGUCACCAGAUCCCAUUUGUAUCCCUGGCGACCUGAAAGCAAACGCCGCUGGCUCCACGAGUGUUGCUUUCACCUCGCCACUCGCUCUGAAUGUGACGUUGGAAAAGGAGGUGGCUGGGAUCUGGGUGAAGGUCCCCUGUGUGGAGGAGCUGGGGAGCUGCCACUACAGCGAUGCGUGCCAGAUACUAGACACCCUGAUCCCUCCCGGGCAGGACUGCCCUGAACCACUCCACACCUACGGCAUCCCCUGCCACUGCCCCUUCAAGGCGGGUGAUUACUCCCUGCCUGAUUCAGAUUUCUACUUGCCUGAUGUGGACCUGCCCUACUGGCUGACGAACGGGAAUUAUAACGUGGUAGGGAUUCUGGGCAGUGCAGGGCAGGAGCUGGGCUGCCUUAAACUCACCUUCUCCCUCCACUCCGCCUAAUCCUCUGUGCUUGAGACAGAAGAGAAUCAAUCCCCACUCUUCCACUUUCUCUAAUGCAAAUCUUAACCUGAAUCUAAAUCAUUUCUCUUUUGAACGAAACCAGGGUCACAGCACUGCACAAAUCUAACCUAAUGUAUUUUUAUUUUUAUUUUUUUUAUUUUUUUUUUACUGCUGUAAAUAAUGGUGUUUUCACUGUUCUACCCUCAAGCUUCUGUCAUAUUAAAAGGAGAAUAACCACAGAAAUAAGUGGACCAACUAGUUCAAAUACUGUCACAGAAUAACUUCAUAAUAAUCCUUGUCAGCCUGAUAUGCCGGAUUUACUAUGCUGUUUACAACACAAGGGGGUGUACCAGCGAAUGGCCUUGCAUCUUUAUUUUAAACACAUUUGUUAACACAGCCAAGCCCUGUUUAUCCAUUUUGACCUAUAUGUAUUAAACUAACCUGGGCUGAAAAGAAGAACAACAGUAAGCAGCACUGUGACCCUUUACACGGAAACAAAGCUUCACUGCGUUCCACAAAUUAAACUGUUUCCCUUCAGGAAUUGUAUUUCAUUGUAUAUAUUCAAUGUGCUCUUUGUAAAUGCUGAGCUGUUUGAAACACAGUUCUAAAACCAUGGCAGUAUCAUUAUAUUGUGCCAGUAGAACCUAAGGUCAGGGGCUCUAUAUAUAAUUUCUACAGUGUAAUAGCUUGCAGUCUUUCUCCUUUUGGAUUUAGCGACUGAAGAAAUAUGGACCGCUCUGCAUUGCAGUGUUUUUGAGAGCAUUUUUAUUUUGGGUAGUUCAGUGCACUGAAGACCCAUCAUUUAUUCACUUCUAACAGUCAUCUGAUUAGUUAAGCUAAUUCUGCUGUGGAUGCUGUCGCAGGGAACCAAUCGCAAAAUGUAUUCUUUUUUGUUGUAAGCAAUUGAUGUAAAGGUCUGUAUGAAUCAUAUUGCAGCGACGCUGUUCUUUAGUUCUUCGUUUCUCAUUAUCAGUUGGCCUCAUUGCAUUUAUGUAAUUUUUAAAAAAUUAUUAUUGUUUGUACUAAUAUUUACCUAUAUUGUGCAAUGGUCAUAAUAAAAGAUUUCCCUGUG